AAUAGCCUACUAAAAUAAACAAUGGGUCCUUAAUCAUAAUUAAAAACAAAAUAUUAAAUCGUCGUUCAUUAGAAACAGCUGAAAACAUAGAAAUUUAAAAUAACAAAAGCGCAACAUCUUUAAAAAAAAAACAAAAGCGCAAAAUCUUUCCAAGCUCCGGCAAAAUUCAAACUCUCCUGAUCUCUCUGCGUUUCUCGAUUACAAACCUCUCACACAAAAACUAAUCUGAUCUGCUCUCAGCUUCUCUCAGAUCGUGAUUUUAAAAUCUAGAUCCAAAUCUCAGUUCGUGAUUUCAAGAUCUAAUUCCUAUUCUCAGUUCGUGAUUUCUAGAUCUAGAUUCAAAUCUCAGUUCGUGAUUUCAAGUUCUAAAUCCAAAUCUAAAUCUGAUUUCAGAUUAUCUCACUUCAUCUGGAGUAGAAGAUUUAGGGUUUUUGUGUUUAUAUAGUCUCUCUAAUAAGGUGAAAGAAGCUUGAAACUGAAGCUGCAAUUUUCUUAUCAAGUGGGGGUUCUAGAAAGAAAAUUGAGAAGAAUUCAUGGAUAGAUGAAGAGGAGUUUAUAAGGAUUGAUCUAUGUAAAAAUCUCACAUAAACUUCAGUGUUAUGAUGAGGUGCAGAAAUGUGCUAAUUAGCUGAUUGGCGUCUGUUUAAGAACAAAAGUAUUAUCAUCAUCAUUUCAAGAUCUGCUUUCACCAAUCCAUCAGCAAGAUUCUAUAUUCAGCAACAAAGGACGCGGUCCUACACGAGGCAAGGGGCUCGCUUCAUUGAACAAAACCAUUGGAAAGAAACUACCCAUAGAUAUCUCUCUUGAUCUAGGAAGGCCUGUGGAUAGGGUGCAAUCGGCAAAAUUAUCAAGCGAACUUGGAUUGAUUGCUAGAGAGUUUAUGCGAGUGCCUAUAUGCUGGAAAAAACUUGAUAAGUCAGAUAAACAAAAAGCUCAUGCUCGUCUUGAUAUGAGACUUUCUAUUUUGAAUCGACAAGAUGAAGAUGUAACAAGAAGAAUUGAUGAUAUUUUGAAGCGCCGGAGCAAGGAUUGUAGAUAUAAAUGGCACCAGCAUUUCUUGAAGUUUGAUAGUGUUGAUGAUGCUAUUAUUAACAAGCCAAGAAGUUGUAGAGAUGAUGAUGAUUGGAAAAAUCUUUGCAUAUAUUGGUCCAACCCUACUGUUCAGGAAAGGUGUGCGAAGAACUCAUAUAAUCGAUCAAUGCUAAAAAUCUUGCACAAUCAAGGUUCUAUGGCUUUUGUUGCUGUCCGACAUGAAAUUGAGCAAAAUGAACUUAAUGGCGAAGAAUGUGAUCGAAUUGAACUCUUUAAACGAACACAUUAUUCAACUGGAAAGGGGUGGACAACUAUAGAGGCUGAAAAGAAAUAUGAUGAGAUGCAGGCUUUGCUUGAUGAAUCAUCCACAUCUAUUGAUGCAAUGAUAACAACGGAUGAGAUUUGUGAUAAGGUUCUCGGCGUUCGAUCCGGCUAUAUAAAAGGAUUAGGAUAUGGUCCAAAGCCAAAAAGAACUUACACAUCUAAUUCAAGAAUUCAAGAGCUUGAGGAGUCGCUUAAAGCAUCUCAAACAGAAUGCAAUGAGUUAAAAAACUUUUAUAUUGAUUUGAAGGCCCAAGUCGAACAACAAGCUUCAUGGAUUGAAAGUCUUAUUGCAGCAGGAUUUCGUCCACCUCCUCCAAAGCAAUAGUUCAUUGUGCCAAAAUAUAUUGGUUUAAAAACAACACCUUAGGAGCACUCAGAAAAAUAAUCCGAGUUGUGUCCGAAAGGCUCUAGCAAUAAGACAACAUUGAAGCAUAGUGAGCUGCAUCAAUUCAUAUUUUGAGUUGGACAUUCCAAGAUGUUGCAUCAAUUCAUAUUUUCUUGUUAGAUUCAGUUUAAUUGCUAUUGUUAGAUUCAGUUCAAUUGCUAUUAUUGUUAUUGUUGAAUUGAAUUUAAUUUCUAUUGUUGUUAUUUUUGUAAAGCUGGUUAUCAGUAUUUUAAUGGUGGAAUAUUGUAAUUUUCCUUUUUCA
Messenger RNA from Mercurialis annua (annual mercury), 2003 nucleotides. RefSeq lists its product as uncharacterized. Bases 881 to 1681 code for a protein of 266 amino acids. The transcript is spliced from 8 exons. The record is from RefSeq and is a predicted model, not a curated record. Lineage: Eukaryota; Viridiplantae; Streptophyta; Magnoliopsida; Malpighiales; Euphorbiaceae.